Molecule: messenger RNA, 2345 nt
Organism: Clarias gariepinus (North African catfish)
Lineage: Eukaryota; Metazoa; Chordata; Actinopteri; Siluriformes; Clariidae
Gene: trnt1
Product: tRNA nucleotidyl transferase, CCA-adding, 1
Exons: 8
Coding region: 76-1371 (431 amino acids)
Biological process (GO): RNA processing
Molecular function (GO): RNA binding; nucleotidyltransferase activity
Source: RefSeq, a predicted model, not a curated record
CUGUCAGUUGUCAUGGCUGAGCGACGGCGUGUGGUGAACUCCAGCAACGGGGGAAACUGACCUUUAUUUUUGCAGAUGUGGGGACGAAGCUUUCUCAUCCCCCAGGUGGUAAAUACUAUUCGCUUCACUUGGAGACACCGACAUUACUUCACCAUGCAGCUAAAAACCAAGGAGUUCAAGUCAUUAUUCACUGAUGGACUGAAUACUCUAGCAGAGAUUUUUCAGAAGCACCAGUUUGAGCUGAGGAUUGCAGGAGGAGCCGUGCGGGACCUUCUGUCAGGGAAACAACCUGAGGAUGUGGAUUUUGCCACUACUGCUACACCUGAGGAGAUGAAGCAGAUGUUUCAGGCUGCAGGGAUCAGAAUGAUCAACAACAAAGGAGAGAAACAUGGAACCAUUACUGCCAGGCUGCAUAAUGAGAACUUUGAAGUGACCACCCUGCGUGUGGACGUUCAGACAGAUGGGAGACAUGCAGAAGUGGAGUUCACUACAGACUGGCAGAAAGAUGCUGAGCGCAGAGACCUCACAAUUAACUCCAUGUUCCUUGGGCUGGAUGGGACCUUGUAUGAUUAUUUCCAAGGUUAUGAGGAUCUCCAAAACCGGAAGGUUCGCUUUGUUGGAAAUAGUGCACUUAGGAUUCAGGAGGAUUACCUGCGAAUUCUAAGAUAUUUCAGGUUUUAUGGACGUGUGGCAUUCAAGCCAGGGCAGCAUGAUCCAGAAACGCUGGAGGCGAUCCGGGACAACGCAAGAGGCCUAGGGGCAAUCUCAGGGGAGAGAAUCUGGGUGGAACUCAAGAAGAUGCUGGUGGGACAUCAUGCGGAUCACCUGCUUGAGCUUAUUUAUAAGCUAGAUCUGGCUCAAUACAUAGGUCUUCCAGCAGAUGUCAGUAUUGAAGAGAUGAAGCAGGUGUACCAGAGGACACAAGGCAGCUCUCCUAAACCAAUGACCGUACUCUCAUCUCUGCUGCGUGGCCCAGAAGAUGUGGAAAGACUGGAUCUCCGAUUAAAGAUCUCCAGAGAGGAGAAGACCCUCGGCCUCUUCCUGGUGAAACACAGACGAGACCUUGUUAAGGGUCAUGAUGAGAAUAAUGGCCUGAAGCCAUACACUGAUUUUAUCAUUGAUUCCAGAGAGCCAGAUGCCCAGAGCAAAGUCCUGGAGCUCCUGAAGUACCAGGGUGAAAGAAAGCUCCUGGCUGAACUGAGUCGCUGGUCCAUCCCUCGUUUCCCUGUCAGUGGACAUGACCUGCGGCGCCUGGGAAUCACAUCGGGAAAGGAGAUUGGUAUGACCCUACAGGAGCUCCGUGAUGUCUGGAAGAAGAGCCGCUACCAGAUGGGCAAGGAGGAACUCUUGAGUACCAUCAGUAGUUCCUAGUAGAGGACAAAACAUACCAUUGAGAGAUGGUUGUCGCAGUGAAGUGUCUCUUCUGUGAUAUUUACAGUGAACAAGGAGGCAAAUAAUGCUGAGGAAAAUCUGUCUGUGUUCAGAUUAAAGAACAUGUAACUUUGGUUGUUUCCUUUCUAUCCUAGCUACAUGGCAGUACAUACACACUAUCAGCAGCUGCACUCCAAGGAUUUGUUUUCAGAUGAAUAUAAAUUCCUGAUGUGUUGUAGUGGACAGACCAUUCACACUGCUUCCCUUCAUUCUGUUCAUGUAGUUACUGCAGCCAUGCCAUAAAGACAGAAUUCACCAUAGCCUAUCUAUUUGUAUGUUUAUUUUAUUUUCAUAAUUUGCUCAUUAUAGGUUACACACUUAAUAGCUGAAAAUUAAAGUUCAGCUGGCUCUGAAGGAGAAAGCAUUUGCCUAAUGCUACUAUGGUUCAUUAUGGAGGAAAAAAAGAUUGCAGGUGGCUAUGUUACAAUUAUUGUCUGACUUUGAAGUAAACAGAAAUACAAAUGAAAAAGAUCUGUCUGUCAUUUUGUUGUUAACAGUUUUCGAUCAGCUUUCUAAAUAAUUCAGAUAAGUAUCGAGCGUGUGUAUGUAUUGAGCGUCUGGCGCAAAAAGCAAUUUCAUUGAUUACCUUUAGCUUUGAUUACGGGUGAAUUCAUGUGUGAAAAUGAUUCCUCAUGCUCCCAGAACCACUCACAACUUGUCGAUCAGUACAUUCAGGUCUACUUGAUCAAUCAGUACAUUCAGGUUAUUAGCCGACAUAAUUUUAUUGCCACAUAACGUUGCUGAGCCUAGACCUGACCAAGUAAACCAACCCCAGAUCAUAACACUGCCGCCAAUGUACUUCACUACUUACCCUGUCUUACCCUGGUGCACACAUCACUUGAAAGAAGAAUCAAUCUGACCUCAACAGACUUGUUUGGUGCUUGUCGCGUACACAUAUCUGAGUUUGGAAAUGC